Molecule: messenger RNA, 1458 nt
Organism: Spinacia oleracea (spinach)
Lineage: Eukaryota; Viridiplantae; Streptophyta; Magnoliopsida; Caryophyllales; Amaranthaceae
Product: 18.1 kDa class I heat shock protein-like
Exons: 1
Coding region: 44-541 (165 amino acids)
Source: RefSeq, a predicted model, not a curated record
UCCAUCAAUUAUUUCUCUCUACAAAUCUAACAGGCAAUCAAGAAUGUCGCUGAUUCCAAGCUUCUUCGGAAACAACCGGAGGAACAACACCUUCGACCCCUUCGCAAUGGAUCUGUGGGAUCCUUUCGAAGGAUUUCCCUUCGGUGGAAACCUCUCUCAGUCUCUCACCUCCGGCAGCACCGCCGCACGCGACACCGCCGCGUUCGUGAACAACGCUCGAAUUGACUGGAAGGAGACACCUGAGGCGCACGUGCUUAAGGCGGAUCUUCCAGGAUUGAAGAAGGAAGAGGUUAAGGUUGAGGUGGAAGACGGGAAAGUGCUCCAGAUCAGUGGAGAGAGAAACAGGGAGCAGGAGGAGAAGAACGAUAAGUGGCACAGGAUUGAGCGGAGUUCUGGAAUGUUCAUGAGGAGGUUCAGAUUGCCAGAGAAUGUGAAGAUGGAGGAGAUUAAGGCAAAUAUGGAGGAUGGUGUUCUCACUGUCACUGUGCCCAAAGUGGAGGAGAAGAAACCUCAGAUCAAAUCAAUUGACAUUUCUGGCUGAAUUAAUCGUCAAUUUAUCUAAUUAUGUAGCGUUUGCUCUGCUUUUCUAGUGUUUUAGUUUUAAUCCAUGUGUUGUGGUAAUGUUCUGAUGUGUUAAAUGACGAUGUUGAGUUGUUGACGGUUGUGUAAUCGGAAUUUCAAAUUUAAUGAAUUAAUCGACUGUUGUUUUUACUCUGUUUUCUUCGCAAUUUAGAAAUUAGUUUUCAGCUAGCACAUUUAUAGAUUCUGAAUACGAUACACAUCUAAAAGACGUGCUUCCAAAAUGGGAAGUAAUGUAGAUACGGGGAAAAGAAACAGUUUCUAACACUAGUUAGCCAACUUAUCUCGGGUUUGAUUAGAUCAAUAUAUCUCUCUAUGACUGAUUGACGGAUUGCUCAUUGCUCAAAAUGAGUGUAUUACUUCAUGAUAAUUAAUAAAUUCAAUUGUCAAAUACCGAGGAUUAAUUAGUAGAGUACAUAUUUUCGCGGUUUUGAGCAAACUUUAUUUUAGAUGUAAAUUGUGCACAGGCAUCUUUGCCUCAUGAAGGGCGAGAUAGAGAGGGGUAAGCGAAAGAGUAUAUCAAAUCAAGUAUGGGUUGAAUUUAACGAGACGGUCAAAUGAUAGACGAGGGUAAUAUAAAAGAGAUGAUGAGACUUAUUUUUUUUUGUUGCUAAUGAGGGGCUAACCCCAACAGAAGAUAGGAAUAAAGCUAAGAACUAGGAACUAUUCGUGGCCAAGCCACUCAAACUAAGUCUUCAUGAAGAAUCUUCCCAAGCUCCAAUGGUGGAACUUGAAUCAUUUCAAACUUUGAAUUUUGUUGCACUCCAACAUUUGCUAACCAAUCUGUCGCCCUAUUGCCUUCUCGAUAUACAUGAAAGAUGGAUACCUCCCAAUCGUUGUUUUUAAUCAUAUUACGACAACUAUGAAUCACAUGAACAC